This is a messenger RNA of Postia placenta MAD-698-R-SB12, 620 nucleotides long. RefSeq lists its product as hypothetical. Bases 60 to 476 code for a protein of 138 amino acids. Gene Ontology annotation, molecular function: DNA binding; protein heterodimerization activity; structural constituent of chromatin. The transcript has 6 exons. The record is from RefSeq and is a predicted model, not a curated record. NCBI's taxonomy places the organism in Eukaryota, Fungi, Basidiomycota, Agaricomycetes, Polyporales, Adustoporiaceae. Gene Ontology annotation, cellular component: nucleosome.
CCGCCCUUAUCCCGCCCCUCGCACAUCACUUUUCUUGUCCAACACCUCUCUGAAUAGCAAUGGCUCGUACCAAACAAACCGCUCGCAAGUCCACUGGUGGUAAGGCACCCCGUAAGCAGCUCGCCACCAAGGCAGCUAGGAAGACCGCAACGGUUGCCGCGACCGGCGGUGUCAAGAAGCCCCACAGGUUCCGGCCCGGCACGGUUGCCCUCCGUGAGAUCCGGCGCUACCAGAAGUCCACGGAGCUCCUCAUUAGGAAGCUGCCCUUCCAGCGUCUGGUCCGUGAAAUCGCGCAGGACUUCAAGACCGACCUGCGCUUCCAGUCCUCUGCUGUGAUGGCCCUCCAGGAGGCCGCUGAGGCGUACCUUGUCUCCCUCUUCGAGGACACCAAUUUGGCUGCUAUCCACGCCAAGCGUGUCACCAUCCAGCCCAAGGAUCUGGCGUUGGCCCGUCGUCUCCGUGGCGAGAGGUCUUAAAGCUGUAUCACUAGAGCAAUGUCUCUUCCAUCCCUCUCCUACCUUCUGCUAGGUGUUCCGCCGUCCUGUCUUGUACUGUACAACUAGCUUCUGGUUAUGCCAUGAAUCUGUAAGCCCGAUAAUCCUAUGAUAGUUGCUCUCGUA